Suncus etruscus (white-toothed pygmy shrew) is the source of this 1719-nucleotide messenger RNA. It is a transcript of the gene CRELD1, whose product is annotated as cysteine rich with EGF like domains 1. The record is from RefSeq and is a predicted model, not a curated record. The coding region runs from base 79 to 1350 and encodes 423 amino acids. Lineage: Eukaryota; Metazoa; Chordata; Mammalia; Eulipotyphla; Soricidae. Gene Ontology annotation, molecular function: calcium ion binding. The transcript is spliced from 11 exons.
GCCUGGGCGACGUCCUGGGGGUGGAGGAGAGACAGGCUGGAGGCCACGGGCUGGGCCGGGUUUCCAGCCUGGGGAAUCAUGGCCCCCCAGGCCCCGAAGAGCCCAAUUCCAACUCUGCUCUGGGGCCUGAGCACUCUCUUCUUCUGCCUUCUUCUGGAUCCCGUGUGGCCUCAGCCCUCCUCCCCUUUGCCCCAGUCCUCCCCUCCCAUCCAACCUCACCCAUGUCACACAUGUCGAGGACUGGUGGACAGCUUCAACAAGGGCUUGGAAAGAACCAUUCGGGACAAUUUUGGAGGAGGAAAUACAGCCUGGGAGGAAGAGAAGUUAUCAAAAUACAAAGACAGUGAGACCCGCUUGGUGGAAGUGCUGGAGAGUGUCUGCAGCAAGUCUGACUUCGAGUGCCACCGCCUGCUGGAGCUCAGCGAGGAGCUGGUGGAGAGCUGGUGGUUCCACAAGCAGCAGGAAGCUCCUGACCUCCUCCAGUGGCUCUGCUCAGACUCCCUGAAGCUCUGCUGCCCCCCGGGCACCUUCGGGCCAUCCUGCCUGCCCUGCCCAGGGGGUGCCGAGAAGCCUUGUGGCGGCUAUGGGCAGUGCGAAGGCGAAGGGACUCGUGGGGGCAGUGGGCACUGCGACUGCCGAGCCGGCUAUGGAGGCGAGGCCUGUGGCCAGUGUGGCCUGGGCUACUUCGAGGCCGAGCGGAACGCCAGCCACCUGGUGUGUUCAGCCUGCUUCGGCCCCUGUGCUCGCUGCUCAGGGCCUGAGGAGUCGCACUGUCUGCAAUGCAGGAAGGGUUGGGCCUUGCACAACCUCAAGUGUGUGGAUAUUGAUGAAUGUGGCACAGAGAGGGCCACCUGCGGUGCCAACCAGUUCUGCGUGAACACAGAAGGUUCCUACGAAUGUCGGGAUUGUGCCAAGGCCUGUGUUGGCUGCAUGGGGGCAGGCCCAGGCCGCUGCAAGAAGUGCAGCCGUGGCUACCAGCAAGUGGGCUCUAAAUGCCUCGAUGUGGACGAAUGUGCCUCCGAGGUGUGUCUGGGCGAGCACGAGCAAUGUGAGAACACGGAGGGCAGUUACCGCUGCAUCUGUAUGGAGGGCUACAAGCAGCUGGACGGCGUGUGCGUGCAGGAACAGGCCCCAGAGUCAGCAGGCUUCUUCUCAGAGAUGACGGAGGACGAGGUGGUGGUGCUGCAGCAGAUGUUCUUCGGCGUCAUCAUCUGUGCGCUAGCUACCCUGGCUGCCAAGGGCGACCUGGUUUUCACGGCCAUUUUUAUUGGGGCAGUGGCAGCCAUGACCGGCUACUGGCUGUCGGAGCGCAGUGACCGUGUGCUGGAGGGAUUCAUCAAGGGCAGAUGAUGCACGCAGUCUCCACAUGCCAAGCCGGCUGUCCCAUCAGGGGUGGGGGUCCACACCUCUCCCCACCUUACAGAGCCCCCAGAAUCUCUGGCCUGGGCAGGCAAGGCCCCUCGGGUGCCAAGUAGCCUAACAGUGAAUCGCGAAGACAGUGGCCAGGAGGAGGGUGGGUGGAUAUCACCACCCACGGGCAAGAGAGUCAAGGGACUCCAGGUGGGGACCCCUGCCUAGGAUAGGGGAGGUACCUGCUGGGGGCACUGCCACAACUCCCGCCUGCCAGCUGCAUGCUGCCAGCUCCUUCCUGUUCCCUAGCCCUGUGCCCUGAUACUGGUUUAUUUAUUCAUCUCAGGAAAUAAAGGUCUGGAAAACGGA